UGUUUACUUGUUGACAACCAGUUAAACUAGUUUGCAUACCUAAGCAUUUCAUUGGAAUCCGGGUGCAAAACAAAAUUUGUCAACUAAGAAGCGGUUGCCAAGUAGGGCACCCCUGACGGUUAAUUAUUGGCCGCAGUUCAUCGCUCCAAACAAACAUAAUAUUUCUUCGACUUUCACAACUCUAUAGUAUAUACUAUCUCCGGCCUUCUCUCGGGUCCGCUACAACCAGUGCCUUUCUUCCGCCCGCACUGACCGAACGCAACGCAACCUUCGACUUGAAAAAAAACUGAACAAUUUCGCGCCAACUGAAAUAUCACAAAACUUUUUUUUAUUUGUAUCUCGAUGGUCAGGUGAAUUGUGUUUUGGACUAAUUUUGUGAUUGCGUCAAAGUGGGACGCAGAUAUGGCGCGACAUCAUCUGGUUUGUUUGACGCUGCUGGCUCUUACACAACUGGUGCUGCCCGAACCAACGGCGGCACCGGUGACACCCGACCCGACGCCCGCAGCCGAGCCGGCCACGCCAGCCCCGGCGGCCGAGCCCCGAGCCGAUGAGGCGGUGGACGAGCCCCCUGAGGGAUACUACGCGUUCGUCGAGUCGCCGAACGCCACGCCACCUAGGGUGCGCCCUCCACCAUAUCGGCAGGUGUCAUCAGAGUGCCCCGAAGUGAGCGUGACGAAGCCCCACGUGUCCGCGCACAACCUCUGCGGCGACCUCAACCGCGGCAUCAUCCCGCGCAACCCCAUGGGGCAGAACCCUAAUGGAGAACCCUACCCAUUUGAGUUGCUGCGGAACCAAACACUUCGAUUCCUGUCGCGCACGCUGCCCGUCCUCCGCGCCGAUGACACUCUGCCGCGGGUGGCGCACGUGCCGCACCCCGGCCCAGCGCCCGCGCACUACGAGACCAACAGCCUGGAAGAUCGCGUGAAGCGGUCGAUGCCGGACGAGGUGCCGUCGAACGAGCUGCCGGCGGAGCACCGCGAGGACGCGCGCGAGAGCCGCAAGUUCUGCGACGGCGGCGGCGUGUUCUGCAUGCUGUAUAGAGCCAUCAACGGUGAAAGCAGUUCAGCGGGCGUGGAGCGGCGCGAAGACCCCGGCACGGCGCCACACGCACACGCGCCCGCUUCUACGGCGCCAAGAUAUGAGGGCCCACCUACGCCAUGCCCAGCACGUGUGGAGUACGCCACGCCGGUAUUCGCGCGCAACUACCAAGGCGUGUGGCGCUACGUUGUGCAGAUACCCUACGAGGGCUACUUCACGCAGACCGUGGAGGUUACCAGGUGCAUGCAAUCGCGGUGCCACUACUUGGACGGCGGUUGCCUGUCGUCGCCGCGGUGGGUGUCGCUGUUAGUCGGUGAACUGCACUAUCCCACGCCGCAGCCGACCUCCGCCCGCCCUUACACUGACCAACAGUACCAGGAAUACCAGCAGUACCUGCAGAAGCGCGCCGGCCCCGCUCCCGACGCGGGCGCGACUGCGGGCGCGGCGCCCGGCGACAAACCGCCGCACUGCGACGGCCACGACGAGAUGGGCUGCUUCCAGGUGCGGCUCUACUACGACUGGUUCCUUGUGCCCGGCUCCUGCAAGUGCUGGAGGCCCGACUACUUCGCGCGCUACGUGCGCCGCCGCCACUCCGGCGAGCUCUAACUGCAGCGCUCCUUUCCAACGGUUUAAGCUCCAGCGGCUAUACAUGA
Molecule: messenger RNA, 1691 nt
Organism: Cydia fagiglandana
Lineage: Eukaryota; Metazoa; Arthropoda; Insecta; Lepidoptera; Tortricidae
Gene: spz6
Exons: 10
Coding region: 403-1644 (413 amino acids)
Biological process (GO): innate immune response; central nervous system formation
Cellular component (GO): extracellular region
Molecular function (GO): growth factor activity; Toll binding
Source: RefSeq, a predicted model, not a curated record